GACUUCUUUAUAAAAUGGAACAUUAGUUAGAGAAUGGAAAACAUGACAAAACUCAUCCCUGCAAAAAAUAUCCAUCCCCAAUGGCCCAAAACAACUUCUGGCACAUCUUUUGUGAAACUAGGAACAUCUUCCAAGCACACUCUCGUCACUUAGUAACUCUCUCACUAAUCUUCCUCUUUCCCCUUUCAUUCUCCCUCUUACUCUCUCCCACCCUCUCCAACCUCUUCAACCAUUUCUAUACCAACAUUAUCCCUUAUCCUUAUAAUUAUUCUUCUACAACAAACCCAAAUUAUAAACACCACUCUCUCUUCUUUCAUCUCCUCUAUUCCCUUUUCACUUUUAUCUUCUCAAACUGUGGAGUCAUUAGCAUCACCUACAGCGUUUUCCACUUCUUCAAUGACCAAUCAUUGAAUUUGAACCUCAAAUCCACAAUCACCAAGUCCAUCUCCACUUCCUUCUUGCCCCUCCUCGCCACCACCAUCGUUUCUCAUGUUAUCAUCUUUUUCGUUUCUCUUUUAUAUGCCCUUCUCUUGGUUCUUAUCAUUUGUGGUGCUAUAUUUUUCAAUGUAACAACUUCAUACUCUUCCCUUUACUACUUCAUCGGGUUCCUUAUUGCACUUCCUUUGCUAUUUUUUCUUAUAUAUUUGCAAGUUAACUGGACCUUGGUGCCUGUGAUUGUGAUCUUGGAAUCAUGUUGGGGUUUGGAGGCCCUCAAGAGAAGUGCGAGGUUGGUCAGAGGAAUGAAAAGGGUGGCUCUGUCUUCUCUCUUCGUCUAUGGUUUUUUCGAAGUGAUCGUUGUGUUGAACGGCUUACUUGUGACAAAAGAUCUUAACGGAACUAGUGACGGUUGGGUUCUUGUAGUGAGCUAUUGGGUGUUCAUUGUGUCGCAAUCUUAUUUCGUUGCGGUGUGUAUGGUUUCUAAAAUUGCGUUCAAUACGGUCUUGUACGCAUAUUGCAAGCCUAAUCAUGGAGAAGUUAUUGUGGAGGAGUUUGAGAAGGAAGGUCUUAUUGGCUUGCCCUUCCAUGACGAUGGAAAGGUAUCCAAUGCUGUUUAAGCUAUGCAUGUAGUGAUCAAUGUGAAAACAUAAGGGUAACUUGAUUUUUUUAUUUUUAUUUUUAUGUAAGAACUGAAUACCGUACUAAGGAAUUUAAACUCCCUUAAUUUAUGUAAACCAUUGUUGUUUAUAUUUUUUGUUUAAUUUCUUUUUAAAA
Glycine soja is the source of this 1212-nucleotide messenger RNA. RefSeq lists its product as uncharacterized. NCBI's taxonomy places the organism in Eukaryota, Viridiplantae, Streptophyta, Magnoliopsida, Fabales, Fabaceae. The coding region runs from base 81 to 1055 and encodes 324 amino acids. The record is from RefSeq and is a predicted model, not a curated record. The transcript has a single exon.